Molecule: messenger RNA, 2629 nt
Organism: Suillus plorans
Lineage: Eukaryota; Fungi; Basidiomycota; Agaricomycetes; Boletales; Suillaceae
Exons: 16
Coding region: 418-2259 (613 amino acids)
Molecular function (GO): GTP binding
Source: RefSeq, a predicted model, not a curated record
CCUUGAUAUUGUAGCCGUGGGAAUUACAUGAAAGCCUAACUAUUUUACGGCCAAAGAUGAUCAUCUAUACUACGAGAAAUUUGAUCUGUUCGUAGCUAGCCUAUAUAUUCAAACGUUCAUGCUCCGCACCUUUUCCCGUCGCCAUUGUUUCUCCCUUGCGUUCUAAAUUCUCUCCGUUCUUCCUGGGUCCACUCUUCCUAUAAUGAGGGUGCAAUGGAAAGGUAGCGAAGCCGGCCAGGAAGCGCUCGUGCCUGCUCGAGCUCCGAGUAGUGCCAGUGUGUGAACUCUGCAAGCGCUCAUAGCCUAUCACAGGAUUCGGCGCAUGGUCCACACCUGGCACAUGGUCUGUACCCAACCCUGCCGCAAUUCAGCGCAAACUUGAAGGAGGCUUUUUUCUAACUCGAAUCAAGAAUUAGGAUGGCAAACCAUAUCCACACCUUAACCGCUCCCUGUGCUAUCCAUAUCUCUGGCAUCUCCAUCGAUUUUAGCCUUUCGGAAAAGAAUGUAGAGUCUGCUGAGGCACGGAUCGGCAAAUCAUCGAGGCCAAUUGAUCACAAUGCAGGAAAGACUAUGCGCCAGACGUUUUACCCACCAAUCAAGAUUUCUCUGGGAGAUACGUUUUCCUUACGUUUACGGUACAAGAAACGAUUUCGAAAGAGCCAUGAAGACAUUCAUUUCGAUCUGGAUGAAAUACCUCGCAGACCUGAUGCAAGACAAGAAUACCGUAAGUCUCAUGACAACAUCAAGAUCGUAGUUAUACUUGCCGGAAACACAAUAAUCGAGCACGUAGAGCAGCCUGGUUCUACCUCAGAUACAACACUGGAGCUCCAGCCCACAACCGACGAGAUAGUCCAGAUUUGUCCUCGGUUCCGAAUUCUAGUGAUAGGAAAGACCGGUGUUGGCAAAUCUUCGCUCAUCAACCGUGCCUUCGGAGUACACGAAGCGAUCGCUUCGACUCAUAAGCCAGGCGAGGCCGACAUCGACCACGAGUUUAUCUCACCACAGAACGACAGGUUUGUUCUUCACGAUAGCAAGGGUUUUGAACCAGGCGACGAAGGCAACGUGAACAUAGUUCAAGGUUUCAUCGAACGUCGAAGAGAGAUGUCUUUGGAAGAUCAGCUACAUGCUGUUUGGCUUUGCUUUGAAAUACCCCGCGCAGGCGGGCGUUUACUGGAGACGGGCACGGAGGAAUUCUUGGCAUUGAAGCGUAGUGGAAAGCUGGGAAAUAUUCCUGUCGUCGUUGUUUUCACUAAAUACGAUAGGUUCAUCAACCGCGUCAAUCGUACUCUGAAUGAAUCAUCUCUCGUGGGAUUGAGCUCCAAUGCCGUCAAGGAACUCAUCAAGAACAAAGCGGACGCUGAGUUGAAGGAAAUCUGCAUCGGACCCCUAGAAAAAUUUGCAGGGUUGGAUGUUCCGCAUGCCACGGUCUCCACAAACAAGGAGCAUGCAGAAACGCUGGCUCGUCUAAUCCAGAUAACAGAAGAGCGUGUUUAUAAGCAUGUUGCAGCCGAGGCGUCGGUGAUGACUUCCAUGGCCCAGCGAGUGGACCCUGGACUCAAAAUAAAAGCAUCAAUUGAGGUUGGCAAGAGAAGAUAUUGGAAGGCACUAGCAUCUUGCGCAGCAUUUCAGGACCGUAGGACGUCGGACUGCCUGCAUGUGCUUCACACUGACAUUGUCAGAGUGUGGAACUUCCAUGACCCUCACGGUUACUUGGGCAGCCACGAAUUCAGAACUAUGGUGGUGAAUAUGGUUGACAAGCUAGAUGUUGGAUCCCCUACCAAUCCUGACAGGACCAUGGCUGCUGGACUAUCUACGGUGGGAGCCGUUGCAGGCAUCUUGGCUGUCCUGGCGGGACCUGCAGCUCCUAUCGUAUUGCCGAUAGUAGCAAGUGUGGUGAUCGCGAAAUGGGCUUACGACGUGUACAAGCUGUCCGGCGUGGUGCUCCAGCGCUUUAUAGCGUACAUUGUCGAUUUGACCCUUGUGCUGCAGAUACUUCAUCUUGUGUCGGACGGCCAGGAACUGUCUCGUAGAGUUAUCAAACUCGCGGUCGCUGCGUAUUAUAAAUCACCGAUAAGCGGAGAUGUCCAUAAUCGGAUUCAGGAAUACGGUAGGACAUUGACGCUCCUAGAACGCGCAGACCGCGAUACCUUGCGUAAAAUCAUCGAGUUGAUGGAAUUGUAUCGCAUCGACGCGAAGGAAAUUUCUGAUGUUCGGGCACAGAUUCCGACUGUCGAUUCAAUUCCGGAUGAGCCAUGGUGAAAUGCAUCUACAGGGUAUGGUUUUACCGCGUGGGCGGGUGUUGCGAGAUUGCAGCUCUGUUAUCAUUUACUGGAAUUCCGCUUAGCCUAUACCAGAGUGCCCUCGAAUUCAAACCUACAAUUUGACCUUUGUAUCACAUAUUGGACUAUGGCUUUGAUCUAUAGCUGCAUAGCAGACUCUAUGAUGCACUCCGCCUCGCCUUGUUUUCAUAUCGCAAAUUUCCUGAAGGCCGCCUCCAUCAUGCAUUAAGCUCUUUUGGAAUUCCUUUUGACUUCCAUCAAAUCAGGAGCUUGAAGGUGUGGACUGUGGACGUCGUCCUCCUGUCAAUCGUUUUGUAGCACCUUACGUACCGGGCAAUCUCUCAUCCAGC